Chanos chanos (milkfish) is the source of this 423-nucleotide messenger RNA. RefSeq names its product zinc finger, SWIM-type containing 7 (gene zswim7). The coding region runs from base 1 to 423 and encodes 140 amino acids. Gene Ontology annotation, cellular component: Shu complex. Lineage: Eukaryota; Metazoa; Chordata; Actinopteri; Gonorynchiformes; Chanidae. Gene Ontology annotation, molecular function: zinc ion binding. The transcript is spliced from 5 exons. The record is from RefSeq and is a predicted model, not a curated record. Gene Ontology annotation, biological process: double-strand break repair via homologous recombination.
AUGACGUCGUUUUUACCAUCGGUGGCUGAGCAGCUUUUGAAGGACAUACAGAGAACUUACUCCGAAAAAGCACAAAUACCAGAUGACCUGCUACUGGCGUUGAGUUUUGUUUUUGGGUCUUGCACCUUGCCAGCGCUGGAUCUCGUGGAUCGCCGUUCCGUUACCUGUUUCUCCUCCCCGAGUGGCCGAAAAGUUUUCCAGGUGCUGGGAGGGUCAGGGCGACCGUACUUUUGCUACGUGUCCUGUCAUUUCUGCUGCUGCCCGGCCUUCUCCUUCAGCGUGCUGAGGAGAGACGAGAGCUUAGUGUGCAAACAUAUUCUGGCUGCGUACCUGUGCCAGGCUAUGGGGCUGUGCCAGCAGGAGCAGGUCUCAGAUCAGCAGAUGACCCUCAUUCUCUCAGGCAGAACAGAAGCCGACACCUGA